Molecule: messenger RNA, 1093 nt
Organism: Theobroma cacao (cacao)
Lineage: Eukaryota; Viridiplantae; Streptophyta; Magnoliopsida; Malvales; Malvaceae
Source: RefSeq, a predicted model, not a curated record
UAUUUGGUGUAUGGUAGAAAACAAUGUCCACAUCUUCAGCACGAGCUUCUCAAAGUUCAAAGGGAACCAAAAGAAAAUGGAAUCAUCAUGAAGAUGUUGCACUUAUUACAGCUUUGAUUGAUUUGCACAAUAUAGGAAAAUAUAAUGCUGACACUGGGUUUAGAGGGGGUUAUUUAAUAGAACUUGAAAAUAUGCUUGCAACAAAAUUACCAGAUGCAAACUUGAAGGCGAAGCCCCACAUAGAGUCUAGAAUAAAGACUUUGAAAAAAGAAUGGGCUAUUAUAUAUGAUAUGGUGCAAGGGACACAUACUAGUGGAUUUGGGUGGGAUGAUCAAAGGAAUAUGGUUGUUGCUGAUGAUCCAGUAUGGGAAGCUUACAUACAGAGUCAUAAGGAGGCUGCCCCUUUUAGAAGAAAGAGUUUUCCCUUCUUCAAUGAGCUAAGUAUAAUUUAUGCAAGAGAUCGUGCAACAGGGAAAGAUGCACAAACUGCAGCAGAUAUCCUUGAAGAAAUGCAGGACUGUAAUGAUACAAUCAAUGAGGAAAUUGAAGGUGAAAACCUAGCUGGAUAUAAUUUUGAGGAUGAGGAUUUUUCCAAUAUUCAACCUCAAACUUCAGCUCCCAGAAGUGACACAACUUCAACAAGGAAGAGGAAAAGGCUAAAUGAGACGGGUGAUCCCAUCACAUCUGAAUCAAUUAUUGCUGCUGCAACGAUAUUGGGUGAAAACAUAAAAGAGGCUGGAAUUGAGUUUAGCAGAAGUGUUGGGGCAGAGGUGAACAUCCAACAAAAAGCUCAAGAGUUGGAUGGGAUUUUAAGUCAAGUAGAGGGAUUGACAGCGAUGGAAAGGGUUUUAGCUUCAAUUAAACUUCCAGAAUCUCCAACUCUUAUGUUUGUGUUUUUUAGUAUUGAUCCUGAUCGAAGACUUGAAUGGCUGAGGACAUUUCUUGCUGACCGUUGAGCUUGGAUGAAUCUAAAACUUUUUGUAAAGGUAAGUUCCAGAGAUUGUAACUUUUGGGCACUUGUGCUUGAUGUUGAUACUAAUUAUGAAGUUCAUUAACAAGUCUAAACCCUUUUGAAUUGACAGUAAUGCUAGUG